AGACCAGGGUGAAAUUGAACUACCUGGACCAGAUUGCAAAGUUCUGGGAGAUCCAAGGCUCCUCACUGAAAAUCCCCAACGUGGAGAGGCGAAUUCUUGAUUUGUACAGCCUGAGCAAAAUCGUGAUGGAGGAAGGUGGAUAUGAAGCCAUCUGCAAGGAUCGCCGGUGGGCCCGAGUUGCCCAACGCCUUUCCUAUCCAUCGGGAAAGAACAUUGGCUCUCUUCUCCGCUCCCACUACGAGCGCAUAAUUUAUCCUUAUGAAAUGUACCAGUCGGGGGCCAACCUGGUGCAGUGCAACACCCAUCCCUUUGACAACGAGGAGAAGGACAAGGAGUAUAAGCCGCACAGCAUCCCGUUGCGGCAAUCGGUGCAGCCCUCAAAGUUCAACAGCUACGGGCGCCGGGCCAAGCGUCUGCAGCAGGAGGAAUCCGAAUCGUGCCCCGAAUCAGUCAGCGCCCCAGCUCUGGUACCCGAGCAAGCGCCUCGAGCAUGGCCAGAGCCGACGGAAGAAGACAUCGAGAAGAACCCGGAGCUGAAGAAACUGCAGAUCUACGGUGCUGGCCCCAAAAUGAUGGGCUUGGGGCUUGUGGCCAAAGACAAAAACAUGCGCAAAAAAGACAAGGAGAUCCCGGAGUGUCCUCCUACCGUGAUAGUGAAAGAGGAGGCCCCUGUUCCCGAGACCAAGCUGGAGCCCGCCUCUCCCCGUAGCUAUGCAAAUAUAAAAGAGGAGCUCAGGCACAGUCCGGAGCCUUGCACCAAGAUGACUAUGCGUCUGCGUCGCAACCACAACACUCAGUUUAUUGAGUCUUACGUUUGCCGGAUCUGCGCACGGGGGGAUGAGGACGACAAGCUGCUGCUGUGUGACGGUUGUGACGACAACUACCACAUCUUCUGCCUCUUGCCGCCCUUGCCCGAGAUCCCCAAAGGAGUCUGGAGGUGCCCCAAAUGUGUCAUGGCGGAAUGCAAGCGGCCCCCAGAGGCCUUUGGCUUUGAGCAGGCCACUCGGGAGUACACGCUGCAGAGCUUCGGGGAGAUGGCCGAUUCCUUCAAGGCUGACUACUUCAACAUGCCUGUACAUAUGGUGCCAACAGAGUUUGUGGAAAAGGAGUUCUGGCGCUUAGUGAACAGCAUCGAGGAGGACGUGACAGUGGAGUACGGGGCUGAUAUCCACUCCAAGGAGUUCGGAAGCGGCUUCCCCAUCAACGACGGCAAGAGGAAGCUCUCCCCUGAGGAGGAGGAAUACGCUGCCAGCGGCUGGAACCUCAACGUGAUGCCGGUCCUGAAGCAGUCAGUGCUGUGCCACAUCAACGCCGACAUCUCAGGCAUGAAGGUCCCGUGGCUCUACGUGGGCAUGGUUUUCUCCGCUUUCUGCUGGCACAUCGAAGAUCACUGGAGUUACUCCAUUAACUACCUCCACUGGGGUGAGCCCAAGACCUGGUACGGGGUCCCAUCCUUUGCAGCCGAACAUCUGGAAGAAGUCAUGAAGAAACUAACCCCAGAGCUGUUUGAGAGCCAGCCGGACCUGUUGCACCAGCUGGUGACGCUCAUGAACCCCAACACCCUCAUGGCUCAUGGAGUCCCAGUGGUCCGCACCAAUCAGUGUGCCGGAGAGUUUGUCAUUACCUUCCCGAGAGCUUACCACAGUGGUUUCAACCAGGGCUACAACUUUGCGGAAGCCGUCAACUUCUGCACUGCUGACUGGUUGCCAGCUGGUCGCCAGUGCAUCGAACACUACCGGCGUCUCCGCCGCUACUGCGUCUUCUCGCAUGAGGAGCUUAUCUGCAAGAUGGCCGCCUGUCCUGAGAAGCUCGACCUGAACUUGGCAGCUGCUGUGCAUAAAGAGAUGUUCAUCUUGGUGCAAGAGGAGCGCAAACUGCGCAAGGCUCUCCUCGACAAGGGUAUCACGGAGGCGGAGCGGGAGGCCUUCGAGCUGCUCCCAGAUGACGAGCGGCAGUGCGACAAAUGCAAGACCACCUGCUUCCUCUCUGCCCUGGCCUGCUACGACUGCCCGGAUUGCCUCGUCUGCCUCUACCACAUCGACGACCUGUGCAAGUGCCCCAGCAGCCGGCAGUACCUCAGGUAUCGGUACACCCUGGACGAGCUCCCCACCAUGUUACACAAGUUGAAAGUCCGAGCAGAGUGCUUCGAUACCUGGGCUAACAAGGUUCGGAUUGCUCUGGAAGUUGAAGACGGACGCAAGAGAACGUUGGAGGAGCUGCGGGCCUUGGAGUCGGAGGCGCGGGAGAGGAAGUUCCCCGAGAACGAGCUGCUUCACCGGCUCAAGAGCUGCUUGAGCGAAGCUGAGAAGUGUGUCUCGGAGGCCCUUGGUCUGUUAAGCAGUCAAGAAACGGGGGAAGCAGCAGUCCAUAUGACAGUGGAGGAGUUGCGUUCCUUCCUGGAGCAAAUGAGCAACUUGCCCUGCGUCAUGCACCAGAUCAAGGAAGUCCAGGGCGUGCUGGAGAAAGUGGAGGCCUUCCAAGCAGACGUCCAGGAGGCCCUGCAGGACCUCCCCGCCAACUCCCCGGAGCUUCACAAACUGCUGGCCCGGGGGACAAGGCUCGGGGUGGAGGUGCCCGAGAUGGAGCUGCUGGAGCGGCAGGUGCAGCAGGCCGUCUGGCUGGAGGAGGUGAAGCAGACUCUGCGCUCCCCCCGGGAGAAAGUCACCCUCUCUGUGAUGAGGGCGCUCAUCACCUCCGGCCGCGGGGUGGCCCCCAGCCCGGCCGUGGACAAGGCCAUGGCCGAGCUGCAGGAGCUGCUGACCAUCGCUGAGCGCUGGGAGGAGAAGGCGCAGAUGUGCCUGGAGGCCAGGCAAAAGCACCCGCCCGCCACCCUGGAGGCCAUAAUCAAGGAAGCCGAAAACAUCCCGGUGCACCUGCCCAACAUCCUGUCCCUCAAGGAGGCGCUGUUUAAAGCACAGGCUUGGAUUGCUGAUGUGGAAGAGAUCCAGAACGGGGACCACUAUCCCUGCCUGGAUGACCUGGAGGGGCUCGUGGCAGUGGGCAGGGACUUGCCGGUCCGGCUGGAGGAGCUGCGUCACCUCGAGGUCCAAGUGGCCACCGCCCACUCCUGGCGGGAGAAGGCCUCCAAGACUUUCCUCAAGAAGAACUCCUGCUACAUGUUGCUCGAGGUGCUGUGUCCGUGUGCCGACGCCGACUCAGACAGCGUCAAACGCACCAAGUGGCAGCGGGAGAAGGAACCGGGCCUGUACAAAUCCGACACGGAGAGCCUGGGCCUCUCAGCGCAAGACCUCAGGGAUCCUGGCUCUGUUAUCCUGGCCUUCAAAGAGGGCGAGCAGAAGGAGAAAGCGGGCAUCCUCUGCCUUCGCCAGUCCAACGCUCAGAAGCCCGUGCCAUCGGCUCACAGUCCUCCUGGGGGGCAGUACUGUGUGUGUUUGCAGCCCCCCAGCCCUGCCAUGCUGCAGUGUGAACUGUGUCAGGACUGGUUCCACACCACCUGUGUGGCUUGGCCCCGCCUGGGCACCCCCCGCCCCUCUCCCGCCUGGUGGGAAUGGGAAGCGAAGUUCCUCUGCCCGCUGUGCCAGCGCUCCCGCCGGCCCCGCCUGGAGACCAUCCUGGCGCUGCUGGUGGCCCUGCAGAAGCUGCCCGUCCGGCUGCCAGAGGGAGAAGCCUUGCAGUGCCUGACAGAGCGAGCCAUUACGUGGCAGGAUCGGGCCCGCCAGCUCCUCGCCUCUUCGGAAGUAGCGGCCGCCCUGGAGCGUUUGGCCGGGCUACGGCAGCGGCUGCUCGGGGACUCGUCCAAGGAGGCCGGAGCGCUCAAAGAGAGUAGCUGCAACGAACAGACCAAGGUUUCCUUGGAGAACGGGGACUCUGCAGCACCGGAGAAGAACAGCUCCUGUGCCUCAGAACUGGAGACUCUCUGCUCGUACCUGUCGCGGGCGCAGGGCCCCGUGCUGGAGCUGUCGGAGGCAACUCGUCUCUCCCUGGAGGAGCUGCUAAUGGAAGGGGACCUUCUGGAGGUGACGCUGGACGAGAGCCAGAGCAUGUGGCGCCUGCUGCAGGCUGCCUGCGCCCCCCACCUCGAUAAAUUCCGCCAGCUGCUCGAUCUGGAGCAAGCGGAACGAAGUGCCACCCGUGCGCGAGGCCGGGACGCAGAGCGGCGGCGGAAGCGCAAGACGGAUCGAGGCGACUACCCGACCCUGCCCAAGGAGGAACUAGAGCCAAAGAAGAUCCGGGGGGCAGACCCAGCGCUGCCCCAGGGCGGGGCUCCCCCUACAGCAGGCACAGAUUGCAGCCACAAUGGAGUUGGGUAGUUGUGACAGCUGGA
Molecule: messenger RNA, 4285 nt
Organism: Euleptes europaea (tarantolino)
Lineage: Eukaryota; Metazoa; Chordata; Lepidosauria; Squamata; Sphaerodactylidae
Gene: KDM5C
Product: lysine demethylase 5C
Exons: 26
Coding region: 126-4271 (1381 amino acids)
Biological process (GO): chromatin remodeling
Cellular component (GO): nucleus
Molecular function (GO): DNA binding; histone demethylase activity
Source: RefSeq, a predicted model, not a curated record